AUGUCAACUAAGAGGAAGAAAUUUUCGGAUUUGACCUCAAAGCAAAAACGCGCACGGGUACAAAGGAUAAAUUGUAGACGAGGAUCACCUAACACUUCUGAUACUGAGGAAAGUUCAGGGGAAUCUACAUGCCAUAAUGACUCCUUCAUUACCAACGAAUUGCGACCAGUCGUCCUUAAUAGAGGUAACGAUGGAGCAGAAGAAGUCAGCGUCCGACUUGAUGAACAAAGACAAUUCGAACCCAACGAAAAUGUACCUGACGUGCAUGAAGAAAUAGUGAUUAAUAAUGUAGAGGGUAAUGAAAACGAGAUUGUCAAUCCCGUGCUUAACUUAGCCGUAGAAGGAAGAAGAGUAUUAAAAAACUAUUGUUUAGACGCAGGCCUUAAUCAUGUUCAGCAGAAAAAACUUUUGAAAACAUUAAGAAACCGCCCAUUUUACAUGCAUUAUUUACCUAAUGACUCGAGAACUUUGCAAAGUACACCUUCUAUUGUAGUAAGAAACGUUAUUUUGAAAACAGCUGGUGGAGAAUAUCUUCAUCUUGGUUUUAAACAUCUUCUCGAAAAUAAAUUGCUGUCUUUACCCAACAAUGUUUUGCCAGAAUUUCUGGAGGUUGAUAUCAGCACAGAUGGUGGUCAGUUGUAUAGGUCAGGUGGACUUCAGUUUUGGCCCCUACAAUUUCGCGUUGUUAACAUUAAGGUUUUCAAACCUAUGAUAGCUGGUGUUUAUGUUGGUAAAAAAAAGCCUUCAAACUCGUUUGACCUUUUUGAACAACUUGUUGCGGAAUUCAUGGAAGUUUUUGAUAACGGUGGUUUGCGUAUCAGAAACCGGACAAUUCCUCUACACAUCAGGUGUUUCAUUGGGGAUGCUCCAGCACGUUCUUUCGUUUUAAAUCACAAAGGUCACUCGUCCGCCAAUCCCUGUUCGAAAUGCAAAGUAGUAGGUUAUCGUUGCACUGUUCCUGGCUUCGAAUCAACUAUGGUCUUUCCUGGCGUCAGACAUGAACGAAGAACAGAUGAGGAGUAUCGUGCAAUGCUAGAUGACGACCAUCACAAGGGUCCCUCUCCUCUCUCGCCAUUUAUUGGGCUUGUUUCGAGAGUGCCUUUUGAAGGGAUGCAUUUAGUAUAUCUUGGUGUGCUUAAAAGAAAACUCGAAGCUCUGUUGCAUGGAAAAUUUGGUCAACGCAGAUUAAAUGGAAGGAAAGUUACAAUUAUAGAUUCGCGUCUUCAUUUGCUGGAGGACUACUGUCCGUCCGAAUUUAAUCGUAAGCUUGGUCCAUUGUCCCAAUUCAAUCAAUAUAAAGCUACCCAGUACAGGCAAUUAUUGCUAUAUGGAGCUCCGGCUGUCCUUCGCAAUAUUUUAAACGAAGAACAGUACGCGAAUAUGAUGCUCUUACACUCAAUAAUUCGUUUUCUCAGUUUUGAACAUCAAUCACCUGAAGUUUUGGAUUUUUGUCAAGUGGCAGUUAAAACGUACGUCAGUAUUUGCGAAGACUUGUAUGGCCAACAAUUUAUUUCAUAUAACAUCCAUGCACUUCUCCACGUUGUUGAUGAUGUCAGGGAACUUGGGCCACUGGAUUCAUUCAGCGCAUUCUGUUAUGAAAAUAAUAUGCCAAGCGUUAGAAAGUUGAGCACUGCCAGACCACGUGGGGCUUUAGAACAACUUCAUAAUAGAAUCAAAGAGCGUUCUAGUCUUGUUGAUCCCGGAAAUGAUGUAGAAGGUAUUAUUACUUCAGGAAAGCAUGUUCAAGGUCCUCUUUUUGAAAACUUUACCGCUAAAAAUUGUGAGCAAUUUAAGACUAUUAGGAUUGGAACUACAAUCCUGUCAAAAUCAUUAAGAGAUUGUUGUUGCAUGCUUCGAAAUUCAGAUAUUUGUAUUAUCAGAAAUAUACUGCGGUUUGACGACAACAUAGUUCUGCUCGUGAAUAAAUUUAGAGACAAAAGUUCCAUCUUCAACGUUGGAUAUUCAUCCGAUGCUGUUGGGGUUUAUUUAUGUCGACAGCUCUCAGAGACACUUUCUAAAAUGCCUUUGCGGGAAGUAAGGAGAAAAUGCUAUUUUAUGCCGAAAUGGAGUAGUGUUGAGGGCGAAGAAGAAAAUGUCGUCCAAAACCAAUAUGUGUGUGUUACAUUUAUCACUCCUGUUGAGUUUCCGAGGCUGUGA
Molecule: messenger RNA, 2157 nt
Organism: Brassicogethes aeneus
Lineage: Eukaryota; Metazoa; Arthropoda; Insecta; Coleoptera; Nitidulidae
Source: the annotation of a GenBank genome assembly